AUGGACUAUAAUUUGAUUUCAACAUUAUUAUCUGUUCAACAAAAUUUGUUUAAAAUUGGUGGUCCAAUUUUAAUAUUCUUGGGCGUCGUCAGUAAUCUUCUGAGUCUAACAGUUUUCAUUCAAAAAAAUUUUCGCAAAAAUCCUUGUUCAAUUUAUUUUAUGGCAUUUAAUGUCUCCAAUUUAAUAUUGAUCUAUGGAUCCUUAUUACCUCCUGUACUAGAAAUCGGCUACAAUAUUAAUCAUACAGCAUUCAAUCUUGGCCUUUGUCGAUUACGACUCUAUGUCGCAUUCGUAUUCAAUUGCCUGUGCCCAUCAUAUUUAAUUUUAGCGUCGAUUGAUCGAGUUAUAAUGUCAUCAGCGAAUGCAAACGUACGAAAGUACAGUACUCAACGUCACGCUUAUAUUCUUAGUAUUAGCAAUGCAGUAUCAUGGUCGGUAUCCUUAAUUCAUGUUGCCAUUUUUUCGACAAUCAUAGAAUUAAAUUCUGUUGGUUUCCUAUGUUAUUUACAACCGGGCAGCUAUACGAUAGCCGUUACUAUUGGUUCACUUGCCAAGGAAAUUAUAACACCGACGUCAAUGUUCAUACUUGGAUUAUGGACAAUCAAGAACGUUCGUCGAACACGACAAGCUGUAGUUUCACCCAGUGGCAGUUAUCUACAUUCUCUUCAGUUUAGUAAUGGCAAUCUCAUUGAUAUACAAGCAGGUCAAACAAUAUGGAAACGAAACUUCUCAAGAUACUAUCGUCGAAACAUUCUUCGGCAAUGUCGCAAUGUAUAG
Messenger RNA from Adineta ricciae, 777 nucleotides. The record is from the annotation of a GenBank genome assembly. Lineage: Eukaryota; Metazoa; Rotifera; Eurotatoria; Adinetida; Adinetidae.